Messenger RNA from Exophiala spinifera, 1530 nucleotides. RefSeq lists its product as uncharacterized. Gene Ontology annotation, biological process: regulation of DNA-templated transcription. NCBI's taxonomy places the organism in Eukaryota, Fungi, Ascomycota, Eurotiomycetes, Chaetothyriales, Herpotrichiellaceae. The record is from RefSeq and is a predicted model, not a curated record. Bases 1 to 1530 code for a protein of 509 amino acids. The transcript has 4 exons. Gene Ontology annotation, molecular function: zinc ion binding; DNA-binding transcription factor activity, RNA polymerase II-specific.
AUGCGCCGACCAAGCGCGCCUAAGACGGCCAAUGCUUGUCUUUCGUGCAAGGAGAAAAGGAUAAAGUGUACAGGCCAGCCGAGCCCGUGUCAAGCUUGCAAGAAGACUGACCGGUACUGUCAUUUUGACUUGAGACUUGACGCAAGAAGGAGGAAAGCAGGCGAGCUAUCCGCUACUCAACGGCAGCAUUGGUUCAUUCUCGAGAGUCUGCUUCGAAGCAUCAAGUUCAACGACCGCGAUAUGGUGCAAAGACUUGUUGAGGCGAUCAGGAGUGACGAGUCGCCCCAGAAGGUGGCCGAAACAUUUCGAGCCAACAUUCAACUUGUGGAUCACCUGGGAGAAUUGACCAAGCAGGACAUAAGUGACGCUGAUAUAAUCACUCUCGUCCUUCAAUGUCUCUCCUACCCUUCGCCGGGAUCCCGGACAAACAGCCUAGAUUCCGAGACACGGUGUGGUCUUCUCAGGGCACCUUCAUCCUCCUUCUCAGACUCCUCAUCCAUUUCUCCCCCGUCUAGCUACGCCGUGUCUUUCGAUGAAGCGUUCCACUCCGCGGUCCAAAGCAGCAGUGUUGAUGACGAAGGUGGAAUUGGCGACGAACUUGCACCUCAUGAUAUCGCAGACAUUGGAUCGAUGACUACGUACAACCUGGUCAAUAUGCCAGCUUCCGCGUCGUCCGGUCAACCCAUGUGCUCGGCAGAUAUCGACAGUGGCAUCUUACUCCCAACGAUCGGUCUUGCUCAGGUGGUUGAUUUCGAAGCCGAACUGGCGCUGUCCGAGAAUCAAAGUCAGCAUCGUCGCUUCUCGCUACCAGGUACACUGCAAUCCGGCGGAGUCUAUGGGGGUCGCUCCUUUAUGAAGGGCUGGGACCACAUGCGUAACCCCUCGCUGCUGCGAACAUUCACACUCCCCCUGAUCUAUCCGGGGGAUCCGGUAAAUGACAUCGUCCUUGCCUUCCGAGACAAGGCUCGAGAUCUGCUAAAGUCUGGUGCUUCUUUGCGCUCCAUAAUGGGAUCUGGACCCACCGACGUGGAAUUGCUAUUUCGACCAAGGCAGUCCGAUGACGAAUGGAAUGUGCCGAAUUGGGCGUGCGAGACGACGUCGGACCUUGAAGAUUUCGAUUUCCAUGUCCGACUCAGUCAAGUUUUUAUGCGUAUCCGGUUCAUGAGGUGGUUGAUCCUGCCCAACGCGGAAAUGUUUACCGGCAUCCCAGGUAUCCUGAAACCAACAGUGGCACAAAUGCGGUUUCCGCACUCCGUGGCCAUAGAUUUCCUACCCAUCCCGGCGGUUCGAAAUAGUCUGGUUCGACAACUACGCGACUGGCAGACACUCUUGAGCAGAGCCAAGUAUAGCUGCAACUGGAGCGAGAGUCUAGGUCCGGCAGUCAUCACCGAUCCGAUCUCGGGACGACGAUGUUUAAGCGCACAGUUCGAAAAGCACAUUUGCGUCUAUCAGAACUGGAGUGCCAGUUCAAAUAUCCUAGAAACUUGGCCAGAGCUGUCGGGAGAGCUGACGUUGGAUAGAGCUAUAUAA